Messenger RNA from Pristis pectinata (smalltooth sawfish), 4349 nucleotides. Its product is annotated as THAP domain-containing protein 5-like. The transcript is spliced from 3 exons. Bases 18 to 845 code for a protein of 275 amino acids. The record is from RefSeq and is a predicted model, not a curated record. NCBI's taxonomy places the organism in Eukaryota, Metazoa, Chordata, Chondrichthyes, Rhinopristiformes, Pristidae.
CCGGCCGCCCGCUGGAGAUGCCCAGGUACUGUGCGGUGGACAGCUGCUCCAACCGAAGUGGUCAGUUAUCGGCCGACCGUCAGAAGCUGGGCUUCUAUCCGUUUCCACUCCAAAACAAAGAAAGACUUAACAAAUGGAUCAAAAAUAUGAAAAAAGAGAACUGGUUCCCCACUAAGCAUCAAUGCAUUUGUAGCGACCAUUUUACUGCAGAUUCAUUUGAAUGGCGCUGGGGUAUACGCUAUUUGAAGACGCAUGCUGUACCAACUGUUUUUUCAUUUCCAACUCAUGAACAGAAUAAGAAGCCAAAUUUUCGACAUAUUCGGAGAAAAAAUAUUUCACCUGAGGGAACAUCAGAAACAAAACUGAAAAUAUUUGGUCCAGCUGCAUCAGCUGAAAUAAGCAGUGAAAGACUAGAAUUAUCAAUUGCUAAUGCACAGUAUGUUGAGCAACCUGAAGGGAAUUCAGAAAUUAACACUGUACCAACUCGGACCAAUGGAAAUUCAGAACCUGUUGUUCAAGACACACCAAAUGAACCCUUCACAAUGAUAAAAGAGGUUGAAAUGAAUCAAUUGUUGAACAAUAAGCAGUCUAUUGUCACCGAGGUUCUACAAGUUGAACAUUCGUAUUGUAGACAGGAUACUGACAAGGCCCUACUCUGGGAAAAAAUUUCCAGAUUGCAGAAGAAGAUAAAAAAACUGCAGCAACAAGAACAGGGGACUGCAGCAGAGCUUAAGAGAAUGGAAAAGCUGAUUGAACAGCUGAAACAAGAGAAUCUUAUUUCUGAAGUAAAAAUGAAGGUUAUGGAAAAUUGUUUUACAGAAUUUGAGUUAACUGUUUUACAAUAAAUGUAUUAAUUGGUUCUAUUAUAGAAAAUGUCUUUUUUAAAUAUUUUUGGACAGAAAACAAUUUAAUCAGAAAAUCCAGCACUUUUCAUCAUGAUUUUUUAGAAAUUAUCAGAAACUUAUUUGUGUUAGAAUCAUGAUGCAUUGCUUAAUUGGAAGUUUGGUUUCUAGAAAUAUUCAGUUACUGGGUAACCAACAAUAAUUACGCUAAGAACAUGUAAUGCUGACAAGAUAUUCAGAUUACCUUUAUGCAGAGUCAAAUGUUUGCAAACUAAGCAGAUUUUUAAUUUGGAAAGAAAUCUUCUUAAUCCUUUAGUGAUGAAAAUAGGCCUAUUUAUAAGCCUUUUGAAAUUGAUAUACAAUUUCAUAUUACAUGAGCUUUUGAGAAAAAGAUGUACAUAUAUUUGGAAUGAUCUGUCUGGAUGGCACGCAAAACAAAGUUUUUCAUUUUAUCUUUCUACAUGCGACAAUAAUAAACUAAUUACCAAUUAAUUCUUAAUCUAAAAGAAAUUGUGAUGAGGAAGUGGAAUAGGAGUACACUGGGCCACUUGAUGCAAGACAAAUUUAGGUUCUGUGAUAUUUUGGCUCCUGCCACUGAUAGAAACAUCCCAAGGCACUAAUUAAGUAAUCGGUCAAAGUUAAUCUCCUCACAAGCCAGUUGUGUAAUCGGAAAUAUAGAAAAAAUGUUCUUGCACCAUCAACUGCAGUAGCAAAGCAAAUGGUAUAUUGUUAACUUAAAAAAUGUAGUAGAAGUAACAGAAUUAAAAAUGAAAACAGAAAUUUCUAGAAAUAUAUGUCACAUUAGGCAGAAUCUAUGGAGAGAAACAGUUAACGUUUCAGGUUGAUGACCUUUCAUCAGUGUAAUUGAGACAUUGAUAAAUGAUAACUUAAUUUUUUUUCCACCUUCAUCUUUUAUUCCUUUUCAGUAUGUUACUAUAUUUUUCUUCCUUAUUUCACACCAUGUCUGGAGGUUAUUUUUCUUUGCUUAAUACGAUUAGAGCAUGAAAAGAUUUUGGUGAUGAACUAAAUAUUGGAUUAUUGCUUUCAUUUUAGUACCUAACUUCAGCCUCCUGGAAAGGCCAAUAUUUACUGCAGGACCAGCACCACCAGUGCAGCUGUCUGCUCACUUAUCUAACUGCUGUUUGUAGAAGUUUGGUAUGCUCAAUCUGGUUGUCACAUUUCCUAUAUUAUGGUACUAAAAACAUUUAACUGUAAAAUGCUUUUUUGACAUCCUACAUUGUAUAACAUGCUAUUUAUCUGUUAGGUCUCCAUAUAACUAACCCUGCUCCUUUCCCUGCUUUUAUCCACCCUCUUCCUUGGUCAGUGUUGUGGGUUCAGUCAGACAUUCUCUGCUUCUAUGACAUUCUAUGCCUUCACUUUCCAGCCAGUUAAAGGUAAGAGAAAUUAGAGUCAUAGAGUUAUACAAUAUGGAAACAGGUCCUGUAGCUCAACUUGACCAUACCAACCAAGUUACCUAACUGAGUUAGUCCCAUUUGCCUGUGUUUGGUCCAUAUUCCCUCUAAACCUUUCCUAUCCACGUACCCAUAUAAAUGUCUUUUCAAUGUAAGAUAAGAUAUCUUUAUUAGUCACAUGUACAUCGAAACACACAGUGAAAUACAUCUUUUUUGCGUAGUGUUCUGGGGCAGCCUGCAAGUGUCGCCACACUUCCGGCGCCAACAUAGCAUGCCCACAACUUCCUAACCUGUACGUCUUUGGAAUGUGGGAGGAAACCGGAGCACCCGGAGGAAACCCACUCAGACACGGGGAGAACGUACAAACUCCUUACAGACAGUGGCCGGAUUUGAACCCAGGUCGCUGGCGCUGUAAAGCAUUAUGCUAACCGCUACACUACCGUGCCAUGACCAUACCAUGUUGUAAUUGUACCUGCCUCCACUGCUUCCUCUAGCAGCUCAUUCCAUAUACACACCGCCCUCUGUGUGGAAAAAGUUCCCCCUUAGCUCCCUUUUAAAUCUUUCCUCUCUCACCUUAAACCUAUGCCUUCUAGUUUUAGACUUGCCUACCCUGGGGAAAAAGACUGUAACCAUUGAUCUUAUAAAAGAAUACAAAAUCAUGAAGGGUAUAGAUAAGGUUACUCCUCCACCUCCUAUGCUCCAGGAGAAAAAAAGGCCCAGCCUAUCCAGUCUCUCCUUAUAACUCAAGCCCUCUAGUCCCAGUAACAUCCUUGUGAAUCUUUCCAGCUUAAUUACAUCCUUCCUAUAGCUAAGCGAUUAGAACUGCGUAAAUACUCCAAGUGCAGUCCCAUGACCUACUCCACAAUAAAUAAAUACAGGAAAUCAGACUAUUAUAGUCCAUACUGAACUUGCAAUACUGAGGCCAAAAGAUUAUGACAUUUGUUGUAGACUGGAAAGCAACUAGGGUUGAUUACAUUGUACUGAAUUUUUAUCUUGUUGAGUUUUCAAUGAACUAUGCUGCUCUGGGAAGAAUAUUUGGCUGUGAAUUUAUCAAUUUUUACAAUAUUGGCAAGAAUAGUUAAAGUGUUUAUGAGUUAGGAGUGCUGAGAUCACCACAACUGAUGAAUAUAUAUAUAUUUACAAUUUAAAUUGUCAAUCAACUAAUAAAUUACAAUCAUUUUUAAUUGACUAGAUGGUUAGUUUAAAUAGUUUUAAAAACUUUAAAAAGUUUUAAAUAGUUUUAAAAACGUGACAAUGACCUUUGUUCUGAUCCAUUAAUACAUACAUUUACUUUUUAAUGUGUACUGGAUUCUGAAUAUUUUAGCAUUUAGUAUGUUAAUUACAACUCCCUUAAUCCUGUUGCACUUGUUAUUUCUGGAUUCACUUACAUCUUUACCUCUUGAAUCAGGUUCUUGUGGGUCUGAUCCUGUUCUGGGAACUUGACUACAUAAUCCAGGCUUGCACUGGAGUGCAGAAUGAAGAACACAUACAUUUUUGUUGUGAAUGAUAUGGUAAACAUGAGUUUCUGCUCUUGGGUAAAGGAUUCUCUGAUGUCAUUUGAAAGUCAGGAGAAUUAUCUAAAUUCUGGCCAAUAGUCAAACCUCAAUCAAUACCACCUAAAUAAAGGCAAUUUGGUCAAUUACCUCAACCACUACUCAUGAACUUUGCUGUAUUUGUCAUCAUUAGCCUAUCUGCAACAAUGAGUACGGUUCCAAAGUAUUUCACUGUUGUGAAACACUUGGAGCAUACUGUUUUGUUCUUUCUUCUGGAAUGAUAAUAGAGUCUUACUGCACAGAAAUGGGCCUUCAGCUCACCACAUCCCUGCUGACAUUUUGUCCAGAUCAAUUUUAGCUGAGAGAUUUACAUUCAUGUUUACUGUAAAUUUAUCUUAACUCCCAGACACGCAUGAGUACAGAUGCACACACACAAUGAAGUAGCUAUUCAACAAUGCCUUGGGGGCCAUAAUGAAUCUUUUUAUAAAACUCUGGGUCAGCUACAACUGGGCACCACACUUAAGAUGAUGUAAAGGCUUUAGAAAAGGUGCAGAAAUGAUUCAACAAAAUGAUUCCAGAUCUGAGGAGCUUUAGUUGAGUGG